ACUUUCCGUACAGUAGCAACUUGCAAGAAAGUGAAAGAAAAAGACAGUGUCAAGCUUAUGGAGGUCAUACAUUGCAUUUUUAUGCAUUUUAUAUAAAUACACACUUAUUGAUUCGUUGAGAAGCAAAGUUUUACAUAAACUAAUGUUGUCUGACACUGUAAUGAGCAGUGUUAUACAGAAUAUUGGACAGAUACCGUAGGGAUGGCUGACCAAUUUUGUUUACGUUGGAACAACUUCCAGUCAAACAUUGUAAGUGCCUUGGACUCAUUGAAGUGUUCAGAAGAUUUGGUCGAUGUUACGCUCACCUGUGAAGGCAGAAAUAUCAAGGCCCAUAAAGUCAUAUUGUCAGCGUGCAGCCCGUACUUCAGGAAUGUGUUCAAGGAGAAUCCAUGUCAACAUCCAGUUAUAAUAUUGAAAGAUGUGUCGGCUGAUGAUAUCGUCAGCCUCCUGUCUUAUAUGUACCAAGGAGAAGUGUUCAUUGAAGAGAGCAAGUUGUCUUCAUUCUUACAUACAGCUGCACUUCUACAAGUUAAGGGAUUAACUGGUGUCACACAGCAGAAAGAAAAUUUCACAUCUCCAAACACAUCAAAUAAAUUAUAUACACAACUAACCAUAUCAUCAAAGCCACUAUUUGGUACUGCUCACAAAGAGAUAAAAUUGCCAGCUUUAAAGAAAAGACGUAGCAGCACUUCGGACAAACCUAAUGAUGUUACUAUUGGGGAGUGCCCCAAGAGGAGUAGACUAUUAGAAACUUGUGAUAUUUAUAGUAGGAAUAACCCUCCACCUUUAAUAAGACAUGAUCCACAAUAUUCAGCAGAAAAUAAUAUUGACAAAAAAACUGAUAACAAAAUUGAACCAGUUGUGAUUACAGCGAAUGGAAAAAGUUCUACAUCUCAGGUGAAUGCUCAAGGUGACAACAUUCCGAUAACAAUAAAAACUGAACGAACAGAUGAAAACAACUCACCAUUAUCAAUAACCACAAACUCUGAAAACGAUGAUAGCCUACCAGAUUAUGAGAACAGCAUGCUUGCCAGGUCACUUCUAUCAGGAAUCAAUCCAUCUAAAACUGAAGCUAGUGCCAAUAACUCAACUGCAAAAAAAGUGUCAAAUGUUAUGAUGGAUGUCCACUGCACAUCACGGUCUAAAGAAGUUAACACAGAUACAGUUACAUUUACUACCGCCCCAUCAAAGAGUCCCGUCAAAGUAAUCAUCACUGAAGAACUUCAUUUAAAACCAGAAAAAAUGUCACCAAAAUCUGAUGUAGAAUAUGAGCCCGAAGUGUUAUUGUCAGAACAGCAGGAUGGAAAUGAUUCCGACAAUACAUAUACCCAAGAGCAAUCUCAAGCCCUUCUGCUGCUGGCAGGAAUGUCAAGUGUACCAGCCCUCGGAGGAGGUGCAUCAACAUCUAAGGAUGGACCAUCACACCAGGCAACCCAUGCAGCAAUAUGUGGUGAUUGUCCACAUUGUGGCAUGAAGUAUUCCAAUCAGUCAGCUCUAAAAUAUCAUGUCAGACUAAUGCACUCUGACUUGACCAAUAGAUUAUGUUGCUACCUAUGUCCGAGGUCAUUCACAAUGCGUGAAACUUUUAAAGAGCAUAUGUGGACAAGUCAUGGUCAAAGAAAUUAAAAUUGUAUAUUUAAUUCUGUAAAAAUGUGCCUUAGGUAUUUUGUUGAUUAGAAUAAGACAUUUGAUGAUAAUUGCAAUUAAUGAAAAGAUGUGCCUUGUGAACGAAAAUCAAUGCCUUGUAGAAAUAUAUAUUUUAGGUCAAAUUUUGUGGUAAAGGAGACUGAUAGCUUUUGCUUGCAUUGAAACGAAAAGUAAUACUAAUGGUGAAAUAUUGUAUAGAAAGGGCUACUUUAGUCCUAAUAAAUACAGUUCAGUAUUUAAAAGACCUAGUGCAGCUCAACUACGAAAUGCAAAGCAGAUAUGAAGAAAUGUUGAAUAAUACAUCUGUUUCCACAUUCAUACUGUGUUGUAAUUACUAAAAUUGUUGUCACGUUUCGUGGUGUAAGACUAAAAAGGUGCAUUGACCUAUAGCAUCAAUUUGAGUGUUGCUGUAAACACAGCAAUCAGCGUGAAUUUGAUUCACUGUUAAGUGAUAUACUAGAUAUAAUUGGCUGUAUUAUGUUUAAGGUUGUACUUUAUUAUAAAUGGUUUGCUUUUAGUUAGCUGUAACUGGUAUGUGACCAGUUAAGCCAAGUAAAAAUAAAUUGAAGAAAAUUGUUUUCAUAUUGGUAAUUGUAAGGUGAGAAGUUUACAAAGGCCUUAGUAAGUAAAUCUUUUUGAUGCUAUUUUACAAGUAUGAAGUGAAUAAGAAUGUUGCGAGUUUGUUUUCAAUAAUGAGGAAUCAUUAUGAUUUCUUAAAAGUACCAGUAAUUAACUUCAAUAAAUUUGCUUUACUUUUACAAAAAGGUGCUUAAUAUCAAUUUAUUUCUAAGGGUUUAGAUUCUUACACGACGAGUGGUGUGAAUUUGCCUCUUCAAUUCAAGACACUUGCGUUAUUCGCCUUAACACUUGCAGAUAUAUAAUAUCCUUAUGGGCCCCGGCUAAGUCGCAACUAUAGGAAAUGUUCAAAAAUAUCUGAAAAACGGAAAGCAUGUGAAUGUAAUAACUUUUAUUUAUAGAUAUCUCUAUUUAGGAAUAGAAUUUGAAGUUCCAGUAUUUUCGAAUAUUGUUUUGAGCUACCUAUGCGUAGGUAAAUCAUAUUCAUGUAAAAUGAUAUUAAUUUGAAAUUUUGUUUAGUUUUGGUGUAUUGUGCCAAAAUAAUUUUAUUAAGUUAUUAAAUUAGUAGGAUGUUACUUGGAAUUUGUAUAAGUUACCUGUAAUUCUAUUGUUGAAAAUAAUUAUCAUUUGAGUUUUUAGAUUUUACACUAGGUUUAAUUUUUAUAUCUAAGUUUUGA
Messenger RNA from Trichoplusia ni (cabbage looper), 2900 nucleotides. Its product is annotated as protein abrupt-like. The transcript is spliced from 6 exons. NCBI's taxonomy places the organism in Eukaryota, Metazoa, Arthropoda, Insecta, Lepidoptera, Noctuidae. Gene Ontology annotation, molecular function: protein binding. Gene Ontology annotation, cellular component: nucleus. The record is from RefSeq and is a predicted model, not a curated record. Gene Ontology annotation, biological process: regulation of transcription by RNA polymerase II. The coding region runs from base 202 to 1626 and encodes 474 amino acids.